CACGCUGUCAGUUUUCACUGGUGUUCGUUUCGAGUGAAAUUUUUCAAAAUGGACAUUGAGCGCCGGUAACAGUAUUUUCCAGAAGUGUUAACCCACGAUGUGGGUCUUUAAAUGUUUUCUCAGUUUUUUAUACCUCUUAGUAUAUUUAAAGACAGUUACAGUCACCUUAUUUCAGCAAAUUAGACGAUAUUUUUCGCUCAGUUUACGGACGUGCACUUAUUGGAAAAUCAGAGAAGACUCAAAAGACCUCACGAAAGUUCCACGACACAUCAGCUUCGUGGUUUUGGAGUCUGACAUUAAUUUUGUAGAUCUUGCUCAUCUCAUUGUAUGGUCCAUGGCUAUGAGAAUACAGUAUAUUAGCUUAUAUGACAGAGAAGGUAGGUUGUUUUUACUACCUUUUUGAUAUGAUGCAAUUCCGGUACGUGGAGUAAGCUUUGCACAUGUAAGCUUAGUACUACUUGUUGGUUUCCAAUUUAAUGAACCUGACAGGUAGCUAUUGAUUGAUAGUAAUGCUAAAGAAAUCACGUUUAUAUAAGAGCCUAUGUUCUUGAUCGAUCAGGUUUGUUAAAGAAGAACGCUGCAGCUUUAUCAAGCGAAAUUAUAAAGAAGCUAAAAGAAGUUUUCGAAGAGGAAUCCAGCAAGUUUACGUUUGUUUUGAGAACAAAGGACGUGAAGUUUGAUUGUGAAUUAUUGGGUGAGUUUUGACUAGAUCCGUAACUUAAAUCGUAUCUACAAACUCUCAUUAAAGAAGAUAUUCUUGCAUAUUCUCAGAUUGUUAUUUAUUGAUUGCGUUUUUAGAAACCUAACCCUGCCUCCUUGGGGUCCAACCUACUCAAAUUGCAUGAAAGUUGAUGCCUCAGGUAUUAAAAACACCGGGAGAUGAGUUAAGCACUUCCGACUGAACUUCACCCUUUCCGUCCAAAAGACCUGAACUUGACUCGUAUCACGAGUCUUGUGAUUCAGAGUGUUCAAUCCGUUCUGCUGUGUGCAGGCAACGUUAUGACCAAUGACCAUAGUGUUACGUUUCUUUCAACAUUCUUUUUUAUUAGGGGUGGGGGAGAGGAAAUCUUGCUUUUAUCAAGGGCUAUCAGUUAACGAGUUUCUUUUAAAUUUCUUUGUGCUUUUCUGCCAUUUAGCAUUUGGAUGGAAGGCUCUUGAUGUUUACUUACCGUGUAUGUGGAAAAAAUUCUCUAGACCCUGCUAAUAGUUUGUCCAAAGUUCAAACUGUUCGGAUCUCUGUAAACACCUGUCGGCUUCUUGGCCAGGAUUAUGUACAUAUGCGGUACAUAUUCUUUUAAAGAUGCUGAGUCUCCCAGUGUGCAAAGAAAGUAGUGUCUGAUAGCCCGGAGCAAGUGGAUUUUGCUAUCGGGCUAGUGAUUUUUGUUCUUAACUUGCCCGACAGGCAAGUGCUGUUUUUGGGGGAAAUUCAAAUUACAGAAGGAUUGCAAUCAAUUCAAAUUACAGAAGGAUUGCAAUGAAUCCUGCUAAUCAAAAAGGGUUUUGGGGCUAGUUGAAAUGACUUGUGGGCUAGUACAUGCUAGGUACAGCUUGCCCGAAUGACAGGCUGUAAAACUGACUUUCUUUACACCCUGGUCUUUUAAUUUAUCAACUUCUGCAAAAUUUUGAAUACCGUAUUUAUUUGAAUAAGCGCCCAACCUCAAAUUAGCAACCACCUCGAAUAAGCACCCAUCCUAAAGCCAGAAAGAGUUUAUAAGCACCCAACCUCGAAUAAGUGUCCACCCCCACCCCACCACCUUUCACCUCCCAACCAAAAAAAAAAAAUGAACAAGCACUAAUAGCAGACUUCCCCGAAGAUGGAGUUUUCUUCAGAGUAUUUUACAGAAACCUUGCUUUGUUAUUACCAUUUAUAAUUGUUUUGUUACAAAAUAAGCAUUCUACACUUGCUGAAAUUGUGAAAAUUUAAUAAGUGCCCAGCCUCGAAUAAGUGCCCACCUCAAAUAAGCGCCCUUUCUCAAGGUCCAAAAAUUUAAUAAGUGCCCAGCUGGGCAGUUAAUUGAAUAAAUACAGUAACUAGUUUUGUCGAAAACUGUUCAUUUCAUUAUCCUUGUUUUAUAGCCCUGAUUCAUUUCAUUUUGCAUACAGGAUUAAGUAACUCUUCAAACUACAGUAUUUAUUGGAAAAAAAUUGUUGGCACAACAAAAUGUAGACUGCUCGUUGCCAACCUUCACACUCUUCCAAUGACUUCUAAAAAACUGUUACCCUGUUCAAGUCAAGAUUCUAAAUAGUGAAAUAAUAUAAUGUAAAAUAUUGCAUACCCUGUUUAAGGCAUCAGACUCUGAAAACCACACCCAUUUAGGAUACUCAAGGGAGUAUACAAUGUACCCCUCUGAGGUACAGCAUUGUAUUACUUUUUUUUUAAUCUUGUUAUAUCUCUGCAGCUCCAACACAGGUAUGCAUAACCCUGCUGUCAGAAAAGGAUGGUAAAGGAGACAUUGUGGAAGCUGCCAGAGAAUUUUGCCAAGACGUUCAGACAAAAAGAAGAGCAACAAAAGAAAUGGAGCCAGACUAUUUAAACAGCCUUUUAAAAGGUGCUGAACAAAAUCAAUGCAGAAUGUACAUGCAAUAGCGUGCGUUACAGCCGGAUUUGUCACUCAAGACCUAGUUGGAGAACUCAAUGUACAUGUAGUGCAUAGGGAUCAGAGAUUUAGACUGUCUUUGAUGAUGCAAGCUAUUAUGUAAUGGAGUGAGCCAAAGCUUUCCAACUAUAACUGAAUAAUAUUAUUAGUGUGAAUAUGGUGCAAGUGUUCAGUUUAUUUGAUGAAUUCUCUAUUGGACAAAGAAAAUUAAAUUUGUAUUUUAAGUUUAACAAUUCAGCUUAAUCCCUGAAAUAUUUCUUUUAUUGACGGAGAUUGCUUGUUGGAGAAUUCAGGAUGUUGGAAUUUCUUGAUUUCCUAUAAUCCUUCCAUCCCUUUUUAACCAUUGAAUUAACAUGUACUGAGCAUGAAGAUUUUUAAGUUUUUGUCAAUAGCAGUAUCAGUGAAAGCAGUGACCACUUGAUCUAUAUCUACAUGUAUGGUUUUACCUUCUAUACACAGCAAUGGUCAUGACAGUUCCCAUCCAUUUGACUUGAGAAAUAUUGUACACAUGUAAAUAAAUACAGUCAAAUCCCACUUUAUGGACACCCACUUAAUGUGGACACCUCAUUAUUACAGACAGUUUGCUUUGUCCCUGGGCCAAAAAAAUCACUUACAUUUUGAUUUUUCUCUAAAUUUAACCCACUUACUACAGGCAUCCCAUUAAUAUGAACACUUUCUAUGGCCAUUUCAUUGUCCUUAUUAAUAGGGUUUGAGUGUAGAUUACUUUUUUUAGCAAUUAAUUUUUCAUUUUUACAGCUACUUGUGGCAUGCCAGAUCCUGAUCUAGCACUCAAGUUUGGUAGCUUUAAGAUGAUAAUGGGAUUUCUUCCAUGGCAAACCAGAUUAACAGAAUUUUUGUAA
Messenger RNA from Porites lobata, 3457 nucleotides. The record is from the annotation of a GenBank genome assembly. NCBI's taxonomy places the organism in Eukaryota, Metazoa, Cnidaria, Anthozoa, Scleractinia, Poritidae.